AUGUCAGACAGUGAGGACAGUAACUUCUCUGAGGAGGAGAGUGAGAGGAGUAGUGAUGCUGAAGAAGCAGAGGAUAAUGAGGAAACGGAGGAAAGGGUCAGUGCUGCUGGCAGCGAGAAGGCUGAGGAUGAAGAGGUGGAAGAGGAAGAUGAGGAGGAAUAUGAUGAAGAAGAAGAGGAGGAUGACGAUGACCGUCCUAGGAAAAAACCCAGACAUGGAGGAUUUAUUUUAGAUGAAGCCGAUGUGGACGAUGAGUAUGAAGAUGAAGAUCAGUGGGAGGAUGGAGCAGAAGACAUUCUGGAGAAAGGUAGUGCAUCAAAUAUCGACAAUGUUGUACUCGAUGAGGAUCGCUCGGGGGCCAGGCGUCUGCAGAAUUUGUGGCGAGACCAGAGAGAGGAGGAGCUGGGGGAAUAUUACAUGAAGAAAUACGCCAAGUCAUCUGUCGGCGAGCAUAUAUACGGAGGGUCUGAUGAGCUGUCAGAUGACAUCACUCAGCAACAACUGCUUCCUGGAGUCAAAGAUCCAAAUCUGUGGACAGUGAAAUGUAAGAUUGGAGAAGAGCGUGCCACAGCAAUUGCCCUGAUGAGGAAGUUCAUUGCAUACCAGUUCACAGAUGCACCUCUUCAGAUAAAAUCUGUAGUUGCCCCAGAGCACGUCAAAGGUUACAUCUACAUUGAGGCCUACAAGCAAACUCAUGUCAAGCAAGCCAUUGAAGGAAUUGGUAACCUGCGCAUGGGCUUCUGGAAUCAGCAGAUGGUGCCCAUCAAGGAAAUGACCGAUGUCUUGAAGGUGGUGAAAGAGGUUACAAAUCUUAAGCCUAAGUCUUGGGUCCGGCUUAAAAGAGGCAUCUACAAGGAUGACAUUGCCCAGGUUGAUUAUGUAGAGCCCAGCCAGAAUACGAUUUCUCUGAAAAUGAUUCCUCGGAUUGACUAUGACCGCAUUAAAGCACGCAUGAGUCUGAAAGAUUGGUUUGCUAAGAAGAGAAGGUUUCGAAGGCCUCCGCAGAGACUGUUCGAUCCAGAGAAAAUCAGAUCACUAGGAGGAGAUGUUUCUUCAGAUGGAGAUUUCCUUAUUUUUGAGGGAAAUCGUUACAGUCGUAAAGGUUUUCUCUUCAAGAGCUUCGCAAUGUCUGCUGUGAUUACAGAUGGAGUGAAACCAACUCUUUCUGAAUUAGAGAAAUUUGAAGAUCAGCCAGAAGGGGUUGACCUGGAGGUGGUAACAGAAUCAACAGGAAAGGAACGUGAGCACAGCCUUCAGCCUGGCGACAAUGUGGAGGUCUGUGAGGGUGAGUUGAUCAACCUACAAGGUAAAAUUCUCAGCGUGGACGGAAACAAGAUCACCAUCUUGCCCAAGCAUGAGGAUCUUAAGGACAUGCUAGAAUUCCCAGCUCAUGAGUUAAGAAAGUAUUUUCGCAUGGGGGACCAUGUCAAGGUCAUUGCUGGACGCUAUGAAGGGGACACUGGGCUUGUUGUGCGAGUUGAAGAAAAUUUUGUCAUCUUGUUCUCUGACCUCACUAUGCAUGAGCUGAAGGUCCUCCCCCGAGAUUUGCAGCUGUGCUCGGAGACAGCUUCUGGUGUGGAUGUUGGAGGACAGCAUGAAUGGGGAGAGCUGGUGCAACUUGAUCCUCAGACAGUGGGAGUCAUUGUACGCCUGGAAAGAGAGACUUUUCAGGUCCUUAACAUGCAUGGUAAAGUAAUCACAGUUAGGCAUCAGGCAGUCACCCGGAAGAAAGACAAUCGUUUUGCUGUUGCUUUAGACUCUGAAGAGAACAAUAUUCACGUCAAGGACAUCGUCAAGGUCAUCGAUGGUCCCCAUUCGGGCCGUGAAGGUGAAAUUCGCCACUUGUUCCGGAAUUACGCUUUUCUUCACUGUAAGAAGCUGGUAGAAAAUGGAGGAAUGUUUGUGUGCAGAACACGUUAUCUAGUCCUUGCUGGAGGCUCAAAGCCUCGAGAUGUCACAAACCUCACCUUUGGAUUUGCUCCAAUGAGCCCAAGAAUUAGCAGCCCAGCUCACCCUGCUGGAGGUGGACAGAGAGGUGGUAUGGCAGGAGCAGGAGCAGGAGCAGGAGGUCCUGGCAGAGGAAGAGGCCGAAGGGACAAUGAUUUGAUUGGCCAGACUGUCAGAAUUUCUCAAGGUCCUUAUAAAGGCUAUAUUGGUGUGGUGAAGGAUGCCACAGAAUCCACUGCUCGAGUCGAGCUGCAUUCUACCUGUCAGACCAUCUCAGUGGACAGACAGCGUCUCACAACAGUUGGCGCUCGUCGUGCAGGAGGAAUGACUUCUACUCAUGCCAGGACUCCAAUUUACGGUUCUCAAACACCCAUGUAUGGUACGGGCUCCAGAACACCCAUGUAUGGCUCACAGACUCCAGUGCAUGAUGGAAGUCGAACACCCUACUAUGGAUCCCAAACUCCUCUACAUGAUGGCAGCCGAACCCCUGCACAGAGUGGGGCCUGGGACCCAAAUAACCCCAAUACCCCUUCAAGGGCGGAGGAAGAAUAUGAUUAUAGGUAUGAUGAUGAACCAUCUCCGUCUCCACAAGCCUAUGGAGGAACCCCCAACCCACAGACACCUGGUUACCCAGAUGUGCCCUCUCCGCAGGUCAAUGCCCCCUACCACCCACAGACACCGGGGACUCCUGCCAUGUACAAUACAGACCAGUUCUCUCCCUAUGCUGCUCCCUCACCACAAGGGUCGUACCAGCCUAGUCCUAGCCCACAGAGUUACCACCAAGUGGCACCAAGCCCUGUGGGCUAUCAAAAUACCCACUCCCCAGCAAGCUACCACCCAACACCAUCACCCAUGGCUUACCAAGCAAGUCCUAGCCCUAGUCCCAUGGGUUAUAGCCCUAUGACCCCAGGUGCACCUUCUCCUGGUGGGUACAACCCCCACACACCUGGCUCUUCUAUAGAGCAGGUCUCCAGUGACUGGGUCACCACAGACAUUCAAGUCAAAGUACGAGAAACGUUCCAGGACAACCAAGUUGUUGGACAGAUGGGGAUCAUUCGCAGUGUUAGUGGAGGUCUCUGUUCUGUGCUGCUGCAAGACAGUGAGAAGGUGAUCAGUAUUUCUGGGGAUCACCUAGAGCCAGUGACGCCCACUAAGAACAGCCGGGUGAAAGUCAUUUUAGGGGAGGACCGAGAGGCAAUGGGCAUUCUUCUAAGUAUAGACAAUGAUGAUGGCAUUGUACGUAUGGACCUGGAUGACCAGCUCAAGAUUCUGAAUUUGCGCUUCCUGGGGAAGCUGGAGUCCUGA
This is a messenger RNA of Staurois parvus, 3252 nucleotides long. The record is from the annotation of a GenBank genome assembly. NCBI's taxonomy places the organism in Eukaryota, Metazoa, Chordata, Amphibia, Anura, Ranidae.